AUGGCCGCACCGCGUGGGAAAGGCAGCAGGUCUUCUAAUUCUCGAGGCACUAGAGGGGCUCGUGGAAAAAGGCAGCGCGGCGGCCGUCCGGCUUUCGAAACUUCCAGGGUAGAAAAAAACAAUGAUGAUGGCUCAUCUGGGAGUGACGCAGAGGCAGAGAGCCCGCCAAUUGAUGAGCUGUCGUCAGACAGCGAUGACGACUACGACGCCGACGGUGAAGAGAAAAAAAUGGACAAGCCGUACAACACAUUAUUACAGUUGUUCAACACUAGCCAGGAUACAAAUGGCCCUGCUCGAAAGAGACGGAAAGUUGACCACAAUUCUAAGAAAACUGAGAUUCAGGUUGAAGAGCAGGAUGAGCUUCAUGAUGAAGCUGACUUGUCCGAGCCGGAGAUCACAGAUGAUGAUGAGAUCGAGGAUCUGGCGGAUGUAGCUGCGGAGGAGGUUGAAGCCGGAGAUUCUGGAGACGAGAACGACAAUAGUUCAUCGCUCUCACUAAAUAUAAAAGCCAUCUCUUCAAAGGGCUGGCUGUCACAUAAAAGCGAACUUCCAGGCAGAUUCAGACUUAUGUUCAGCCAUCCAGAUACUGGUGGGGAUACAGUGCAACUUCCAGCUCCUAUCCAUGGGCUCCAGAGUUUGAAGCUGAAGCAAAAACUUGCUCUCCAUGCAGGAGACCACAUCACUAAAUUUGACAGCCUUGCAUCGGGCCUUGCCCCUAGCAUUUUCGGCUACCAUGACCUCCUUUUCGGGGCCCGUACGUUAUCCAACUCAGCAAGGUUCCGAGAUCUCUACUGUCUUCAUGUCCUAAACCAUAUACUCAAAACUCGAGACAGGGUAUUGAAAAACAACUCCCGUUCACAAAAGGUGCCUGACCAGGAUCUGGAGCUACGAGACCAAGGCUUUACUCGCCCCAAGGUGUUGAUCAUCUUGCCCACUCGACAGGCGUGUGUUCGAGUUAUGGAAUCUAUAACGAAAUUAUAUCACGCAGAGCAGCAAGAAAAUAAAACCAAGUUCUACGAUACCUUCUCUGCUGCUGACGAUAAAUCGUGGGAAAACAAACCCGACGACUUUCGAGAGUUGUUUGGUGGGAACGACGAUGAUAUGUUCAGGCUAGGGCUGAAGUUUACGCGGAAAACCAUCAAAUAUUUCUCGCACUUCUAUAAUUCUGACAUGAUCCUGGCGAGCCCGCUUGGUCUCAGGAUGGUUAUGGAUAAAGAAGAUAGUAAAAAGCAAGACUUCGAUUUCCUUUCGUCAAUCGAAGUGGCAAUUAUCGAUCAAGCAGAUGCCCUUCUAAUGCAGAACUGGGAACAUGUUGAAUACGUUUUCUCACACUUGAACCUUCAACCGAAGGAAUCUCAUGGCUGUGAUUUCAGCCGCGUUCGCAACUGGUACCUGGAUGGCCAGGCCAAAUACGUCCGCCAAACACUUGUCUUCUCAUCCUUCAUUACCCCUGAGAUAAAUGCCCUGUUCUCAUCCCAGAUGCAGAACACGGCUGGCAAACUCAAAAUUACUCCCACAUACGCAGGUGCUAUCCUGGACCUACCGCUGCCUGUCCCAGUCAAGCAGACUUUCUCUCGCUUUGAUUCCACCUCGCCCGUAAAUGAUCCCGAAAACCGCUUCAAGUACUUUACAAAUGCUGUACUGUCGCCUCUCGUCCGUAGCUCGACGGGCGGCAGAGGGAACCCCAGUGCAUCGGGAACUUUAAUCUUCAUCCCAUCUUACCUAGACUUUGUCCGUGUCCGCAACUACCUUGCAACCUCGUCGCAGACGGAAAACCUCUCUUUCGGCGCCAUAUCGGAAUACACCUCUGUACGUGAUGUGGCUCGCGCACGCACACAUUUCUUCAGCGGCCGCCACUCGGCCCUGCUCUACACGGAACGAACCCACCAUUUCCGCCGUUACCAAAUCCGGGGAGUGAAGAGGGUGAUUAUGUAUGGUGUUCCGGAGAACCCUGUUUUCUGGGCGGAGAUUGUAGGUUUCCUGGGCUUGGAUCCAGCAGGGGCAGCGGAGGCAGCGGAGGGUGGAGUUCGAGCGCUAUUCUCAAAGUGGGAUGCUUUGAAAAUGGAGAGGAUCGUUGGAACAAAGAGCCGUAUGCCACGACGCAAUACAUUUUGGUCUCAUCAACCGCCAUCAUUUUUACUACUCGAGUAA
Molecule: messenger RNA, 2151 nt
Organism: Histoplasma capsulatum G186AR
Lineage: Eukaryota; Fungi; Ascomycota; Eurotiomycetes; Onygenales; Ajellomycetaceae
Product: DUF1253 domain-containing protein
Exons: 6
Coding region: 1-2151 (716 amino acids)
Biological process (GO): maturation of SSU-rRNA from tricistronic rRNA transcript (SSU-rRNA, 5.8S rRNA, LSU-rRNA)
Cellular component (GO): nucleolus; small-subunit processome
Molecular function (GO): U3 snoRNA binding; rRNA binding
Source: RefSeq, a predicted model, not a curated record